AUUGUUGAGACUGUGUUGGUAGCAUGACAGUUGUGAUAAAUGAUUGGAAGGUUGUAUACAGAAUUUUGUCUGUCAUAAGUUUUUUUAAAAGAUGAAACUCCAAGACUAGGUGAGCGUAAGUCAGAUUCUUAGUAUAAGAGCUCAAGGUAGCUGUAACACUACUAAAACAAGCUGGAGAGAAGUAUUUGAUGUAGUGGAAAUGGUCAGGCAAUAAGUCUGGAUAUCACAACCAGCGUAAUCCCGUGUAUAAGAAAUAUUUAAUGGCAGUGCAAUCCAGGCAAGGAGUAGUAGGCAUUAGAUUAAACAAUAAUUAAUCAGGUUACUUCUUCUGUGCUUUGUUCUUUUGCCUGCAGUUAUCUUUUAAGCUACAUUGGUUCUGGCUACAGUUGUCAUAUCAUACAGUUUUGAUAUUAUACAGUUUUCAUAUCUGCAUCUAUUUGUAAAGUAGUUAAUUUGCUGGUCAUAAGCUUCUUUUAUCUAUUCUGAACAAUAAGCACUUACAAGCUAGACUUUUGAAAAGGGUUUAUUUUUAAAUAGGCUCUUAAGAGGCAAAUAAACAGUGCUGCAUCCCAAACUAUGCUUUCAAACCUAACUUGGUACAUGCUAUGUCUUGGAAGGAUUGCUUUUCUUUAUGGAAUAUUUGAAAGUGUUCUGGAUCCUUUGUAGCCAUAGUGCACAGAAAGUCUUACUGGUGAUCAUUGUUUUCUGCAUUUUUCAGAUUGAAUUAUAAAGCACAAAUACAUUGUUUACAAGAGGUUUUAGGGAAGUGAUGUAUGAAGCGAUACUUUAUCCACACCAUAAUCAGAGCCCCGAGGAAGGAAAAGUUCUGAGUUGCUCAGUCUUCUGGAAAAUUCUGGCUAAAUUCACUGAUGAGUGUUGCGGUUUGAAUUUGUUUCCAAUUCCAGUCCAUCCACUAGAGAUUUAAAUUUUAAUCUGUGUUGUUUUGGCUAAAUCCAGAGUGUGAUUUAAAAUCAAACAAAGAGAUUGCAAAACGCAGAAGGGAGGGAUCUCAGCUCCUGAGGUAAGGGGGUACCUGUUUGGGAAAAGUUUGCAGGAUGUUAAGCUGAAAAAGACAACAGAACAGAAUGAAAAGGAACAGUUAACUGGAUUAUCAGUCUUCCACUUGAGACUUCCAGUAAAGUUUUACACAGAAAAAAAGAAGCUAUGAGCUGUAGAGAUUACCAUUAAAAGCAACAAAAAUAAAGCCAUAAAAACUGUUUUCUCAAGAUGCAAUCAGAGGGAUGCAGAAGAUCUUGGGAGUGACAGAGGAACAGGUGGAUAGUUGUAGUAGUAGAUGAAGUCUCUAAUCUCAUUGAUUUUCUUUCAGUAGUAUUAAGCAGUUAGAAGAAGUGCACUGAUAUGAGUUAAAUUGGGAGUAUACAGGUCAUAAAGGUGGUCAGUAGGGAGAAAAGAUGUGACAUAGAGCUAUAGAAAAUUAUAUAAGAAAUCAGUAGAAGAGAAAUGAUCAAGAGGGAAGCUAUAAAUGAGAUUUGGAAAGCAAUAGUGUUAUCUGAAAGGAAAUUAAAAUAUUGCUGUCAAUUAAGAAAUCUCUUUGUAAAUAGUGGUUGUUAAGGGCAAUUGGAAAGCAGUUUUGACAGUGUAUAGGAGAGGCAGAAAAUCGAGAGGAAAUGAGCAGGAAUGUGAAAGGUGAGAGUCACCAGAAGGUUGUAAAACAAAAAGAGUAUUUAAGACAUUCCAAAUGAAGCCAAAGAAGUAACAGGGAUGAUGCAGAAGGGAAGGACUUUGGACUAAAGGGGAGUGCGACAGCAAAAAUGAAGGAAUAACUGUCAGAGUCUAGAAGAAAGAAGCAUAUUCAUCAGAUAUGGAGGAGGAUACAAAGCCUCUCUUGAUUCCUGUAGGAGGCGAUGAAAGUAAUUAUGGAAUCAUGAAUAUACAGUUUAAUCCAGAAGAUUUUAAAUGCAAAAGACCAUUUCAUGUGGAGCCUACAAACAUAGUCAGCGCCAAUGAUGACAUGCAAAGAGUCUCUGACGAAGCUUCAGCAAUGAAUAAGCGGAUUCAUUACUAUAGCAGGCUCACAUCUCCUUCAGACAAGGCAUUGGUUGCUCCUGAUCACGUACUUCCAGCUCCUGAUGAAAUCUAUGUAUAUAGUCCGUUAGGAACUGCAUUUAAAGUUAACAGUUGCACAGAUGGCUAUGGUAAAAACUCCAGUAUAGUGACAAUAUUUGUGAUAUGGAAUACAAUGAUGGGCACGUCUAUAUUAAGUAUCCCAUGGGGAAUAAAGCAGGCAGGAUUUACUUCUGGAAUCAUUCUCAUCAUACUGAUGGGCAUUCUGACACUUUAUUGCUGUUUCAGAGUUGUGCAAUCACGAAAAAUGAUACCUUUAACAGAUACCUCAAACUGGGAAUUCCCAGAUGUUUGCAAGUAUUAUUUUGGAUCUUUCGGUCAGUGGUCAAGCCUGUUAUUUUCUAUGGUAUCUCUUGUUGGAGCCAUGGUCGUUUAUUGGGUGCUUAUGUCCAACUUUCUGUUCAACACAGGAAAGUUUAUAUACAACUUUGUUCAUGAUAUCAAUGUAACAGAUAUUGUUCCAGGCACAAAUGGAAGUAACAAAGUCAUUUGUCCAAAUGCUGCUAGUGAUCACCCACCACAGAACCAGAGUAUGAUAUUCUCUUCUGGGAACAGUACAGGUUUUCAGCUCUUCGAGGAGUGGUGGAGCAAAUCACAAACAGUACCAUUUUACUUGAUUGCUGUUCUUCUACCCCUGCUAAAUCUGAAGUCUCCAUCCUUCUUUGCAAAGUUUAAUGUCCUAGGUACGGUUUCAGUUAUCUACUUAGUUCUUCUGGUUACUGUAAAGGCUGCUCACCUGGGAAUUCACUUAGAAUUCAACUGGUUUACAGGGAAUGAAUUUUUUGUACCAGAAUUUAGAGUUCUGUUCCCUCAGCUCACAGGGGUUCUAACACUUGCCUUCUUCAUUCACAAUUGUGUCAUCACUCUUCUUCAGAAUAACAAGAAUCAAGAAAACAACGUGAGAGACCUCUCCAUUGCUUACUUCCUGGUGGGAUUAACAUAUCUGUAUGUUGGAGUAAUAAUUUUUGCAUCUUUUCCUUCUCCACCACUAUCCAAAGAAUGUAUUGAACAGAAUUUUCUAGAUAACUUUCCCAGCAACGACAUCAUGUCUUUUAUUGCAAGAAUAUUUCUGCUGUUCCAGAUGAUUACAGUAUACCCACUGUUGGGCUAUCUGGCACGGGUCCAGCUAUUAAGACAGGUUUUUGGAAACGCUUACCCAAGUGUUUUCCAUGUGCUUGCUCUGAACGUAGCAAUUGUAGGAGCUGGAGUAGCAAUGGCAAGAUUUUAUCCAAAUAUUGGAGGUAUCAUAAGAUACUCUGGAGCAACGUGUGGUCUGGCCUUUGUCUUUGUGUAUCCAUCACUCAUCUACGUGAUCUCCAUGCAUCGUGCUGGGCAGCUGACGUGGCCAGCGUUGAUCAUUCACAUCUUUAUAAUCCUCCUUGGACUGGCUAAUCUGAUUGCACAAUUUCUAUUCUGAAAAUCCCUUUCUCCCUGUGGCUGUCACGAGUGAUACUGUGACAUUUGGCCACAGCCUUGAGCAACAUUAUCACACUUGAUAAUGCAAUCAUCUUGAGAAAAGCUGCACCUUUGAAAUAAAUUCAAAACACAUCUUACAGGCACUUGAAAGAAAACCUGCUUUGUUCCACUAAAAACACAAUUUUGAGAUUAGUGAAAUACUUCAAAUAUGAUUGGAGUGGUUCAGUUGCUGUUGAAUAUACAUCAAGGGUUAAUGAUGGUCAGAUAUUUUAAUUUUUUAGAGCUAACUUCUCAAAACACUCAGCUUGCAGCCUUAAGCUGUAGGACUCCUCUUUCUUUUGAAAGAACUGUCCUUACCUUUAAUCUGAACGUGUUUCUGUGGUAUUGUUCACUAGCUGUUUGAAAUGUUCUUUUGUUGCAAUUGUUUUACUGUUUUGUUUGGAAAAUGAAGAAAUCAUUUUCUUCCCUUUUUUUCUUUUACUUUUUUACUUUUUUAAAGUUAAUUUAUUGUCAUUUGGGUCAAAAUGCGCUCUUAAUUUUGAAUAUGCUAUUAAAUUGUUUUGGCAACAUUCUUCCUGUAAAAAAUUCCAACUACAAGAAACAAUAAACUCUUAUCCCAGUGUUUUAUUCAGAACCAAUAUGUACACAAGCUAUUUGUGAUCUUAAAAUGAAAAACAUCAGGGGGUUGAAAAAAAAAUAAAACAAGACUCAAUUAAAAUCA
Molecule: messenger RNA, 4222 nt
Organism: Centrocercus urophasianus (Greater sage-grouse)
Lineage: Eukaryota; Metazoa; Chordata; Aves; Galliformes; Phasianidae
Gene: SLC38A9
Product: solute carrier family 38 member 9
Exons: 15
Coding region: 1823-3502 (559 amino acids)
Biological process (GO): amino acid transmembrane transport
Molecular function (GO): amino acid transmembrane transporter activity
Source: RefSeq, a predicted model, not a curated record